This is a messenger RNA of Mycena indigotica, 948 nucleotides long. RefSeq lists its product as uncharacterized. NCBI's taxonomy places the organism in Eukaryota, Fungi, Basidiomycota, Agaricomycetes, Agaricales, Mycenaceae. The coding region runs from base 1 to 948 and encodes 315 amino acids. The transcript has 14 exons. The record is from RefSeq and is a predicted model, not a curated record.
AUGGACAGCGAGACACUGCGGGCAGACAUACAAGUUGUUUUCUAUAUCAAAGUCGCGUUUUUGGCUCUGUUGAUAUACGACACUGUCCUCCAGCUGAAUGAAGAGUAUCUCCACAUCUGGCGGUCGCGAUGGACGAUCAUCAAAGCCCUCUAUCUGUGGACACGCUACGGGACCUUCGUUGGUGCCACAGCACCGCUGAUACACGCGUUGCUGAAAGGGUUCUUUGUGUGCGAUGAGGUGACGAUGUUCACCACCGCAUUUUCACUCUUUGGCAUCGGGAUAACACAACUCAUCCUCAUGAUUCGCACCUAUACGCUGUACCAGCGCUCCAAGUCCCUACUGCUGUUCUUCGGGUUGAUGUGGUUUACCAUUGCCGCCCUUGCAUUGUGGACCGGCCUAAGAUGGGUCCAUUCUUUCAAUGAUAUCGAAGCAUUGGGUCCAGAUCUAGCAGUAACAUGCUAUGUCUCAACGCCAAGGACAACCUAUUUCGCAAAAUUUGCUUCGUGGGCGUUAUUGGCAUCCGAAACGACAAUAUUCCUCUUGACCCUCUGGAAAGUUUGCCACAAAUUUCCCGACAAAACAGGGAUGUUGCAGAGCUUGCAUCGCGACGGUGUCUGGUUUUAUCCCGCCAUACUCCCCUUUACAGUGGCGUCCCUCAUUUGUCUCUACGUCGCACCUAGCGGACUCCGUGAAGUCUUCGACACUCCGGUCCAAGUGAUGCACAGCAUACUCGUCUGUCGCCUCAUCACACACACCCGCACCGUCGCCGCAGAAGACGCGGCGCGUGAAUACGAGAUCAACAAAGUUUUUUCGCAUCAUGGGUACAGCAGGAGCGGGAGCUUCGGGGACGCAUCCACUCAAGGAAGGCACUGGCAGGUGUAUGGCAAACUGCGACAGUGCUCGGACUCUGACGAAGUCCUCGAUAUAAGUGCUGGAAACAAUGCAUAA